GCCAAUCCAUGAGUUCAACUUGAGUGGAGCGAAAUCCGAAAAUAGACGCUAUCCGCCACAGACGGUGACACUAACCACUUGCGAAUAGCCACACGGCGUCACGCUGUUCUCUCUACUCGAAAAAGAAAAAAAAGAAAAAAAGGGACUCCCAAAAAAUCAACCGAAUGUAGCAGGCGGCAACCACCUUCGCAACGAAUAGCCGUUCGAUGAAAGGGCAAGGUGUUUGCGAAGAGAGCGAAAUCAGCAAUCAGCGUCAGGCCCAAGCUUCCUGAGGGAAUCACAGGCGUCCUUCUCUGGAUGAUUGAUUUUCAUUAAAUAUAUAUAUAAAAUUUUAUUUUUUCUUUAAAAGGAAAGACAAGAAAAAACAAUUUAAAUGGACUUGCAAAUCAAGGUAGCCCAAGCUGUUCAUGUCCUCAACCACGACACUCAGUCCUGUAACCGCGUGGCUGCUAAUCAAUGGUUGGUUCAGUUCCAGCAAACUGACGCUGCUUGGGAAGUCGCCACUUCUAUUCUAACUUCCGAUCAGCUUCAUCUCCAUCACCAGCUUUUUUUCUCCGAUUUCGAAGUCGAGUUUUUUGCGGCACAGAUUCUUAAGCGAAAGAUCCAGAGUGAAGGAUAUUAUUUGCAGUUAGGAGUCAAAGAUGCUUUAUUAAAUGCUCUUCUUGUGGCUGCCAAAAGAUUUAGUUCAGGCCCUCCCCAGCUUUUGACUCAAAUUUGUCUUGCACUUGCUGCCCUUAUACUACGUGCUGCUGAGCAUGGAAAACCUAUUGAGCAGCUUUUUUACAGCCUUCGGACUCUGCAGAACCAGGAUGAUAGUAAUAUGGCUGUUCUGGAGAUGCUUACUGUUCUCCCAGAAGAAGUUGUUGACACUCAAAAUGCUGAUGGUAACAUUAGUCCAGCUCAUAGAAGCCAGUAUGGCCAAGAGCUUCUUUCUCAUACUCCUACGGUGCUUGAGUUCCUCCUGGAGCAAUCUCAGAAAACAUAUGAUGGUGGUAUUCAACUGCAUGAGAGGAAUAGAAAAGUUCUCCGAUGCUUGCUGAGUUGGGUACGAGCUGGGUGCUUCUCAGAAAUUCCACAAGGCUCACUACCAACACAUCCACUUCUUAAUUUUGUAUUCAAUUCUUUGCAGGUUUCGUCUUCAUUUGAUUUGGCAAUUGAAGUGCUUGUUGAACUUGCAAGUCGACAUGAGGUAGGCCAAUGCCAUAUGGGUCUACCUCAGGUUUUGUUAUGCAGAGUACAUUUUCUUAAAGAGGUACUCCUCCUACCUGCUCUCAACAAUGGAGACGAGAAGAUAAUCAGUGGUCUUGCAUGCUUGAUGUCUGAAAUUGGGCAGGCUGCACCAUCUCUGAUUGUGGAGGAAAGUGUCGAGGCACUUGCGCUGGCAGAUUCGCUACUGAGCAGCUGUGUAGCAUUUCCAAGUGAAGACUGGGAGAUUGCAGACUCAACAUUGCAGUUUUGGUCUACACUUGCAAGCUAUAUUCUCAGCCCUGAUACAGAGAGUUCAAAAAAUGGGAAACAUGUGGAAGAUGUGUUUUUUUCCGUUUUUUCUGCAUUGCUUGAUGCUCUUUUAUUGCGUGCUCAGGUUGAUGAAUCUACAUUUAAUGAUGAUAGUGGAAUGCUUGACCUGCCAGAUGGUCUUGUCCAGUUCAGGAUGAAUCUUGCAGAACUUUUGGUGGAUAUUUGUCAAUUACUAAGACCUGUGACAUUUGUACAAAAGCUUUUCUUUGGUGGAUGGGCAUCUGUAAAUAUACCAGUGCCUUGGAAAGAGGUGGAAGCCAAAUUGUUUGCUCUUAAUGUGGUCUCUGAAGUAGUCCUUCAGGAGGCCCAGACUUUUGACUUUUCGGUGAUCAUACAGUUGGCAACUAUGUUGUCUAUUAGGCCUUCAGACAAGCUCAAGGGAUUCAUGUGCAUUGUAUACAGAUCACUUGCAGAUGUUGUUGGCUCCUUUUCCAAGUGGAUUUCUACCUUUCAAACUAAUGCUAGGCCAUUAUUAUUAUUUCUUGCUGCAGGGAUUUCGGAGCGUCAAUCCUCAAAUGCUUGUGCCUCUGCCCUGCGUAAACUUUGUGAAGAUGCCUCCCCUGUGAUUUAUGAACCCUCAAAUCUGGAAAUUUUAAUGUGGAUUGGGGAGGCUUUGGAGAAGAGGCAUUUACCUUUGGAAGAUGAGGAAGAAGUAGUUAGUGCAAUAAGCAUGAUCCUUGGCUCUGUUCCGAAUAAGGAGCUAAAGAACAAUCUGUUGGGUAGACUGCUAUCUUCUAGCUAUGAUGCUAUAGGAAAACUUAUUGAUGAAGACAGCUUUCAUUCUCUUAGACAAAAUCCAGCCACUUAUACACAACUUUUGAACUCUGUGGCAAGAGGUUUGUACAGGAUAGGAACUGUAUUUAGUCAUCUUGCUACACCUCUACCUAGUAUGCCUGGUGCAGAUGAUACUAUAUUUGAACUACUGAGGGUUUUCUGGCCCGUGUUAGAGAAACUAUUCAGGUCUGGACAUAUGGAGAGUAGCAAUUUAUCUACUGCAGCUUGCCGGGCUCUUUCACUAGCAAUUCAGUCCUCUGGGGAGCACUUUGUAAUGCUAUUGCCUAAUGUUCUAGAUUGCCUAUCCAGUAAUUUUCUGUUAUUCCAAAGUCACGAAUGUUACAUAAGAACAGCAUCUGUUGUUAUUGAAGAAUUCAGUAAUAGAGAGGAGUAUGGACCCUUGUUUGCCACAACUUUUGAAAGAUUUACUCAAGCAGCAUCAGUAAUGGGUCUAAAUUCGUCAUAUAUAUGUGACCAAGAGCCAGAUUUAGUGGAGGCAUAUGCAAAUUUUGCAUCCACAUUUGUUCGUAGCUCUCGUAAGGAAGUAUUAGCUGCAUCUGGUUCCCUUCUUGAAGUCUCCUUCCAAAAGGCAGCUAUAUGCUGUACCGCUAUGCAUCGUGGAGCAGCACUGGCAGCAAUGUCAUAUUUGUCAUGUUUUUUGGAGGUGAGCCUGGCCUCUUUGCUGGAAUCGAGAACUUCUAUUCCUGAAGGAUCAUAUGGUGCCAUAACAAUUCAGGUCAUAUCUCGUAGUGGCGAGGGACUAGUUUCAAGUGUGGUGUAUGCUUUGCUUGGUGUCUCAGCAAUGUCACGGGUUCACAAGUGCGCAACAAUCUUGCAACAAUUGGCUGCCAUUUGCAGUUUCAGUGAGAGAACAACUUGGAAGGCUAUUCUCUGUUGGGAAUCUUUGUGCGGUUGGCUACAUGCAGCGGUGCAGGCUCUUCCAGUCGAGUAUCUAAAGCAGGGAGAAACCGAAACUCUUGUCCCUGUUUGGCUGGAAGCCCUUGUCGGUGCUGCAUCGGACUAUCUUGAUAGUAGAAGUUGCAACGGUGGGAAGAACAAUUAUGGGCAUAUGCAAGGUAAAGGAGGGAGAGGUUUGAAGCGAUUAAUUCGAGAAUUUGCUGAUAGUCACCGCAAUGUUCCAUCCCAAAUUUAAGAUAUCUCAACAUCCAAAUAUAACCGAACCGGUCCAUAGCUUCAAGAGCUUUUGUCUAGUGAGCCUGUUGCUGCUGGUGUUCUAUCAUAGCUAUACAUUGUUGGCUUGCAAUCAGGCAAAGAAAAUCCUGGGGGGUGUAUCUUUUGAGCAAUGUCCCCACGUUGUAAUUACUUCCCUUACUGCCCCUUUUUUCUGCUGUGUACAGUGUUCUCCAAAAUCCCAAUUUUGUGAAACCUUCCGAUUAAAUGUAGGAUAUACAGAUUUUCUCAUUAGCUUGAGUGUACCAAUCUGCAACUGCGGCGGCUAGAGUAGAUACGAUGGUAUAGAGUAUUUAUUACUUGGGAAUAAACCAAUGCGAAUGCUUUUCCAAUUUCCAAGCAUGAAUGAAAUCCUUUUGUUAGCUCUUUAGACAA
This is a messenger RNA of Jatropha curcas, 3858 nucleotides long. Its product is annotated as ARM repeat superfamily protein. Lineage: Eukaryota; Viridiplantae; Streptophyta; Magnoliopsida; Malpighiales; Euphorbiaceae. The record is from RefSeq and is a predicted model, not a curated record. Gene Ontology annotation, cellular component: cytoplasm. Gene Ontology annotation, biological process: protein import into nucleus.